CUCCCUCCUUGUCUUAAAUAGUCACUCGUGGGGGACUAUAGAACUGGCUGUCAACAUUCCGUUGGAGAUCUUUUGGUGUUUUCAUCCUCAACUUCACGAAUCCCGGUCAUUUUCUCUCGUGUUCUCUUAUCGACUCAGUCAUCAAAGAACCCAAACCCACAAUUUCAUCCGACCCUACUAUCCAACAAUAUUCCCAGUCAAGGAAGGAGAUACCAUGGCCACCUCGAUUUUGAACAAGAUGGGGGAGGAACAUCAUCAGGAGUGCGAUUUUAGGCCCGAGACAUGGAAGCCCCAAAAGGGCGAGAUUGCGUGGCUUCCGUCCCAGAAAGUUUACGUCGAAAGGCUGCAAGUCAACUGCUUUUCAUCAGACAUGCAAGCUCUCCUGAAUACCCUCGAGCUUGUCUCCCAAAACCCCAAGGCAUUCGACCACCCAGUGGUUGUUUCUUCAGUCCGACACGAUAAGCUCGACCCUAAGAAAAUUCAUGUCAAGUUUCAUCCGAUUUCGUCUUUUCAGGGAAGGUCGUUGUCUGACAAAUUCCCCAGCGACCAUCCGCGCUCCCGUGAGGCCCGGGAACGUCUAAUGCUUCAAUACGUAGCGCUUUCCCCGGCACCACCACACCCGGUAACGGGAAAGGUCUUGUCGUUUGAAGAGGACAAGGAGAUGGACAAGGGGUCUUACGUUAAGCUCUUGGAGGAAUACGAAUGCCUCAGCGAUGGUUUGCGACCGUUUAUUGGCUGCGGUCAAGGAGGCGGUCUAGUGUUAACCAAGGAAUGCAUCGAGGAGCCAGGGUUGGGAUUAGUACUACUCUAGUCUAGUAUUUGACCGGUACUAGUACUAGAGGUCUAGUAUUACUACUAGACCUAGUACUAGUACUAAUUAGUACUCUAGUAUUUAGUACUACUAGAGUAUUUUUAGUAUAUAAAAUAUACUAGAAAACGAGCUGGUUUUAAUACUAUUAACGGUUUUUAAAAA
Messenger RNA from Neurospora tetraspora, 973 nucleotides. RefSeq lists its product as uncharacterized. The record is from RefSeq and is a predicted model, not a curated record. Lineage: Eukaryota; Fungi; Ascomycota; Sordariomycetes; Sordariales; Sordariaceae. The transcript is spliced from 4 exons. The coding region runs from base 215 to 811 and encodes 198 amino acids.